Molecule: messenger RNA, 756 nt
Organism: Lathyrus oleraceus (garden pea)
Lineage: Eukaryota; Viridiplantae; Streptophyta; Magnoliopsida; Fabales; Fabaceae
Exons: 1
Coding region: 1-756 (251 amino acids)
Source: RefSeq, a predicted model, not a curated record
AUGACACAACGUUAUGAAGAUGGCAUGGCUAUUGUUCUUAAUGGCGAUAAACCAGAUAUUUUUAUAACAAAGACAUGCAAUCCUUCUUGGAGUGAGAUAAGAUCAGAACUUUUGCCUUUUCAAACACCACAAGAUCGUCCAGAUUUGCUAACAAGAAUAUUUCGUUCGAAACUUGAGAAAUUGAAGGACAAUGUUAUUAAUAAAGGAGUCUUGGGUAAAGUUAAAAGCUACAUGUAUGUCACUGAAUUUCAAAAGCGAGGACUGUCGCAUGUGCAUAUGUUGUUGGUCUUAGAAAGUAACGAUAAGUUGUGUGACCCAAAAGAUUAUGAUAGUAUGGUAAGAGCAGAAAUACCUAAAUUAGAAUGUGAACCAGAGUUGCAUGAAGCUGUUGUAAGACAUAUGAUCCACGGACCUUGCGGCAUAAUCAACCGAAAGUCUCCAUGUAUGAAAGACGGACAUUGUAAAAAAAGGUAUCCCAAACAAUUCUUGGAUGAAACACGUCAAGGCACCGACUCAUAUCCCGAGUAUAGGAGAAGGUUUGAUGAGUCUGUAUCGUUAGGUAAAGAUAGGUCUGUCGAUAAUAGAUGGGUGGUUCCUUAUAACCCUUGGUUACUGUUAAAGUAUGACUGUCACAUCAAUGUAGAGAUUUGCAGUAGCAUUAAAAGUAUCAAGUAUCUAUACAAAUAUGUGUACAAGGGCCCUGAUCGUGUGGCUAUGAAGGUUCAUAAAGGAUCAUACAUGGAUGAAGUUCAGUAA